AUGCGUCCUUUGGCCGUUCCGACGUCCGUUCUCUUUUUCCUUUUACUUGCAGCUCUUGCAGGUGCCCAUGACGACGACGAUCAACCUCCUCCACCACCGCCAUCACCUUCAUCCCCACGAGAAACACUUGUCAUGCCUUCCAAUGCUGCCCAUGUAUCAGCAGCUUCUCUCAUGGCAGCCGUAGCAGCAACCCCUGCACCUACGCUUGAAGAAGGCCAGUCAACCGACAACGACGACAACGACUAUUAUUACUAUGGCGACUCCACCAAGGAACAUAAAGACAAGUCUCGUUCAUCAGAAAAACGUACCACAACAACCAAUGAUGCGGGCGAGACUAUUAUCGUCAAUGUUACAACCGUGGUUGUCUCACCUGAUCCUGAUCCUGAUCCCAACAGAGUCUAUCAUGGCAGUGGGGACCGUGCCAAUCAGCAAGACAAGGGCUCAGAAGGCAAUGAUGGUGAUGUGAAUGAUCCCAACAGCGAUGUGAAUGUGACAAAGCAAUUAGAAGCAGAUCAAGCAGCAUUAAAACGCUUGGUGACAAUCCUUUCAGUCGUUGGUGGUGUUGGCGCCAUUGCCGUUGUCGUUACCAUUGUUGUCUUUACUCGAAUGCGGAUACGAAAACGAAAGCGACGUGAGAUGGAACAAGAUAUCGAGAGCACCGAUCUACGAGCAUGUUCUUCAUCAUCACAGCAAAACAAUGAUGACAAUGACAAUGAUCAUAGCAACAACCAUGAUACGGAUCAGCAACCCACAUCAACCAACAAUGAACAACAUCCAUCGAGUCAUUCGAACGCGCCGGCAGCAGAGAAUGAUGAUAAUGAUGAUGGCAAUGAAGGAAGGAGAGAUAGGGUGAUGACACCUAUUCCAUCAGCACCACCUGCACAUUAUUUACCAUCAAUGGAUCAAAACUCCUCAUCAGCCUUUGAACGACGGAGGAACAUCAUAUCAAUGGCAUCGCACACAGCACCAGCCCCCUCAGCCCCAUCAGCAAAGGAGUUGGAUGCUUUGGUCGAUGACGAAUCCAAUGAACAACAUCCAAAAUCACCACUCGCAGCAAGUAAUAGUAACAGCAACAACAACAAUGAUCCAACAGGUCCAACCAAUGAUCAUCAACAUCAGCAGCACUUACAAAACGCUGGGUCUUGUCCUCAUUGCGAACCACCUGAAAUACCUCCACCACCUUAUAUGCCAAGUGCACCGCCAUUGUACGCUCUUCCACCCGAACCUUUCAUCAUCAGAAGCCCAUCCAUACCACGAAGACGUCAUUCACAAGGUUGA
Messenger RNA from Lichtheimia ornata, 1278 nucleotides. RefSeq lists its product as uncharacterized. Lineage: Eukaryota; Fungi; Mucoromycota; Mucoromycetes; Mucorales; Lichtheimiaceae. The record is from RefSeq and is a predicted model, not a curated record. Bases 1 to 1278 code for a protein of 425 amino acids. The transcript has a single exon.